AUGCAUCUCAAGCCGCUUGCCGUGGCGUCCUUGGCAGUCUCUGCCCGUGUCGUUGCCCACCAGUAUGCCAUCUCGGCCUCGACCGGCUUCAAAGGUUGCGAUGCGCUCCUGGGUGCUGGCCUUGAAGAUAUUUUAGUCUUCCCCGAAGACGUCGCAUACGAGGACAGUGUCUCGACCUACUACUCGUCGGAGAAUCGCCGCCUUCGGCCAGUCUGUAUUAUGCAGCCUCUCUCAACUGAGCAUGUCUCCAAGACGGUCAAAGCUCUGAGCGGGGUGAGCGGUGCCGGAAACUGGGACAUUGCCGUCCGAUCUGGUGGUCACAGCGACUAUGACAACAAUGCCCGUGAUACUAGUGAGUGGACGGGCAAGAGUAUACUCACCAAAUCUAUCGCCCAAAUCCGACCAGGGGCGCGAUGGGGAUCGGUAAUGACCUACCUCGAGGAGUACAACCUGGGAGUUACAAGCGGCCGUUCAGCUUAUGUGGACGUGAGCGGCCAGCUCGUCUCAGGCGGCGCUUCUUACCACACCCAGCUCUGGGGUCUAUCGUGCGACAACGUCGUCAACUAUGAAGUCGUCCUAGCUGAUGGAUCUAUCGUUGAAGCGAAUGCGAAGCAUAACAAGGAUCUCUACAAGGCUCUGAAGGGUGGCGGCAGCAACCUGGGCAUCGUCACUCGCUUCGACUUGCGGACCUUCACUGUUCCCCCCUCUGGUGCCUUUGGAGGCCUGCUGUUCACCUCGUGGGACAACUUGGACGUCGUCAAUCGGCAGUUCGUCGAAUGCGCCAGCUCCAUCGGCUCGGGUAACCCCGACCAUCAGUUUGUCGUCUAUCGAGCCGAUGAGGGUAACCUUUCCGUCAUGGUCAUGGCGGUCAGCACAGACGGAGACGAGGAUUCCUCCACAUUCAACUCCUUCAACACUAUCUCACUAACCAGAGACUUGAGGAAAAAGCAACCCAUCAGCAGCAUUGCCGCAUCCAUCGCCGAUACUGGCGGCUCGCACUACAUCCCAUUCACCCUGACUCUCCAAGCCACCGCCGACAUCAUGAAGAAGGCCUCGGACAUUUUUACAAGUCUGGCGCAAGACCUGUCAAACUCAAACAUCCCAGUAUCUCCCGCCUUUGUCUUCCAGCCUCUCCCAAAGAAGCUCGCUUCGGUCAAACCCGGCAACAACCUCCUCGCCCUUGACAAGAACCUGCCAGCCGAUUCGAUCCUCUUCGAGGCCAGAGGUACCCUGGCCGCUAGCGAUGCCUCUUAUGAAGGUGUCGUGCGACGCAAGAUAGGUCAGGCGAUCGAAGAGUUGAGGGCGUACUCUGCGUCGCAGGAUGGCCAUUCCGAGUACCUCUACAUGAACUACGCCAACCCUGAACAGGAUGUCAUUGGAUCGUACGGCUCGAAAAGCGCAAAGUUUCUGAAAAAGACGGCCGCCAAGUAUGACCCGACCGGCUUCUUUCAAUACCGCAUUCCUGGCGGGUGGAAGGUCAAUCGCGUGCUGUAA
This is a messenger RNA of Ilyonectria robusta, 1494 nucleotides long. RefSeq lists its product as uncharacterized. The transcript is spliced from 4 exons. Bases 1 to 1494 code for a protein of 497 amino acids. Gene Ontology annotation, molecular function: FAD binding. Lineage: Eukaryota; Fungi; Ascomycota; Sordariomycetes; Hypocreales; Nectriaceae. The record is from RefSeq and is a predicted model, not a curated record.